CAUCACUGCUGGGCACUGACUGGCGGCACUGACUGGCACAACCCCUGGGCACUGACUGGUGGCACUGACUGGCAGCACUGCUGGGCUGCACUGGUGGGCAGCACUGGUGGGUGGGCACAGGUGGGUGGCACUGGUGGGCACAGGUGUGUGGGCACAGGUGGAUGGCACUGCUGGGCACAGGUAGGUGGCACUUCUGGGCACAGGUGUGUGACACUGCAGAGUGGCACAGGUGGGUGCACUGCUGGGCACAGGUGGGUGAUCUGCUGGGCACAGGUGGGCAGAGCUAGUGGGCGCACUGCUGGGCACAGGUGGGCGGAACUUGCGGGUGGCACUGCUGGGCACCGAUCAUCAGGGCACUGAUCAUCACGUGUCAUUGGACACCGCUGAUCACGUGGUAAAAGGCCGCUGUGAUUGGC
Molecule: messenger RNA, 416 nt
Organism: Staurois parvus
Lineage: Eukaryota; Metazoa; Chordata; Amphibia; Anura; Ranidae
Source: the annotation of a GenBank genome assembly